AUGGGAUUUCCACACCGCUUCCUGCAAGUGCAGGACAAACACCAUGAUGCUGCUCAUGAAAUUAUUGAGACAAUUCGGUGGGUCUGUGAAGAAAUCCCAGAUCUCAAGCUUGCUAUGGAAAACUAUGUUUUAAUUGACUAUGAUACAAAAAGCUUUGAAAGCAUGCAGAGGCUUUGUGACAAGUACAACCGAGCCAUUGAUAGCAUUCAUCAGUUGUGGAAAGGAACCACCCAACCGAUGAAGCUGAACACUCGUCCCUCCAAUGGGCUCCUCCGGCACAUCCUGCAGCAAGUUUAUAACCACUCAGUGACUGAUCCAGAGAAACUCAACAACUAUGAGCCCUUUUCCCCAGAGGUUUAUGGAGAAACUUCCUUUGACUUAGUGGCCCAAAUGAUAGAUGAAAUUAAAAUGACAGAGGAUGAUCUGUUUGUUGACCUGGGCAGUGGUGUGGGUCAGGUGGUGCUUCAAGUGGCUGCAGCCACAAACUGCAAACAUCACUACGGGGUGGAGAAAGCUGAUAUUCCAGCCAAAUAUGCUGAGACGAUGGACAGAGAGUUCAGAAAGUGGAUGAAAUGGUAUGGGAAAAAACAUGCAGAAUACACACUGGAAAGAGGUGACUUCCUCUCAGAAGAAUGGAGAGAGAGAAUUGCAAACACAAGUGUUAUUUUUGUGAAUAACUUUGCCUUUGGUCCUGAGGUGGAUCACCAGCUGAAGGAGCGAUUUGCGAACAUGAAGGAAGGUGGGAGAAUUGUGUCCUCAAAACCUUUUGCACCUCUAAAUUUUAGAAUUAACAGUCGAAACUUGAGUGAUAUUGGCACUAUCAUGAGAGUUGUGGAGCUAUCACCACUGAAAGGGUCUGUGUCCUGGACCGGGAAACCAGUUUCUUACUACCUGCACACUAUUGACAGAACCAUACUUGAAAACUAUUUUUCUAGUCUCAAAAAUCCAAAACUCAGGGAGGAACAAGAGGCAGCUAGACGUCGGCAGCAAAGAGAGAACAAGAGCAACACAACUACUCCAACAAAGGUUCAAGAGAACAAGGAUUCUGGGGCUGAAGAAGAAAAGGCUGGGACAAAUUCUGUUAAAAAGCCAUCUCCCUCCAAAGCACGGAAGAAAAAGCUCAGUAAAAAAGGAAGGAAAAUGGCAGGAAGGAAACGGGGGCGGCCCAAGAAAAUGAACCCAGCGAACACGGAGCGCAAGACCAAGAAGAACCAAACUGCUCUAGAACUUCUGCAUGCCCAAACUGUUUCCCAGACAUCUUCAUCCUCUCCUCAGGAUGCAUACAAGUCACCUCAUAGUCCAUAUUACCAACUACCUCCUAAAGUGCAACGUCAUUCAUCGAACCAGCUGCUGGUGACACCUACCCCACCUGCACUACAGAAGCUGCUAGACUCUUUCAAGAUCCAGUACAUGCAGUUCAUGGCAUACAUGAAAACUCCACAGUAUAAAGCAAGUCUCCAACAGCUGCUGGAGCAGGAGAAGGAAAAGAAUGCUCAGCUACUGGGGACAGCACAGCAGUUGUUCACCCACUGCCAGGCACAGAAAGAGGAAAUCAAACGUCUUUUUCAGCAGAAACUUGAUGAGUUGGGAGUUAAAGCUCUAACGUACAAUGACCUGAUUCAGGCUCAGAAGGAAAUCUCUGUUCACAAUCAGCAACUGAAAGAACAGACAAAGCAGCUGGAGAAGGACAACAGUGAGCUCAGGAACCAGAGCCUGCAGCUGCUUAAGGCACGGUGUGAAGAACUGAAGCUGGAUUGGUCAACGUUGUCACUGGAGAACCUGCUGAAAGAGAAGCAGGCAUUGAAGAAUCAGAUUUCUGAGAAACAAAAGCACUGUUUGGAAUUGCAGAUCAGUAUUGUGGAACUUGAGAAGAGUCAAAGACAGCAGGAGCUCCUGCAGCUGAAGUCCUACACGCCCUCUGAGGAGCCACUGUCCGUUCAGCUACGCAAUAAAAACCACCUGAGCCGGGAUCCUGAGCCUGAUCACAGCAGGUUCCAGCUGGAGCUGGAAUGCUCCAAGUUUCCUCUGCCCCACAUGAAUGGCAUGAGCCCUGAACUGUCCAUGAAUGGCCAUGCUACUCCCUAUGAAAUUCAUAACACUUUCAGCAGGCCCUCUUCCAAGCAGAACACCCCUCAGUACACGACCUCUCACCUGGACCAAGAAAUAGUUCCAUGUACCCCAAACCACAGCAGCAGACAGAAGGGUGACAAGAUGACAAGCUUGUCCUUACCUGAUUACACCAGGUUUUCCCCAGCUAAAAUAGCACUAAGGAGACACUUGAAUCAAGACCAUGCAGUCAAUGGAAAAGCAACGACUAAUGAGAUACAGAGAGCUGACCAUGUCAAAGAGAAUGGCCUUACUUAUCCAACCCCUGGUAUUUCAAAUGGCAUAAAGCUGAGUCCUCAGGAAACUCGGCCCUCUUCCCCAGCAGCCUUACCAAUGGCAGGAGAGAAGGUUUUGAGAGAGAGAACCUCUGUGAGUAAUGGAGAAACUAUCACCAGCCUACCUAUCAGUAUUCCUCUCAGCACAGUGCAGCCCAAUAAACUCCCUGUUAGUAUCCCUCUGGCCAGCGUAGUCCUACCUAGCCGUGUUGAGAAGGUGAGAAGCACACCCAGCCCAGUUCAUCAGAGUAGAGACUCCUCGACACUUGAAAAGCAGAUUGGUGCUAGUUCUCAUAAUGGUGUAAGCAAUGCUGCUGGAAACAAGCCACUGGCUUUGGCUACCUCAGGUUUUUCUUACUCUUCUGGCUCCGUGGCAGUCAAUGGAAAUCUUACAAACAGCCCAGCCCAUCUUAAUCAUAGUGUUGAUCAGGCAGCUCUGGACGACUCUGGGAGUCUGUUUAACUCAGUAGGGUCUCGGAGUUCCACUCCACAACAUCCUUUGCUAAUGAUGCAGUCAAGGAACUCUGGGCAAAACUCCCCUGCACACCAGCACUCAACAAGCCCCAGGUUAAAUGGCACCUCCCAGAGCCUGGUAGGGGUUUUACAAUAUGCAGAUGCUCAGAAGAUGUUUGCCGAAGGAACAAAGGGGGAUCUUCAGUCUGAUGCAGCGUUUUCAGAUCCUGAGAACGAGACCAAGAGAAGAAUCAUCUUUACAAUCUCUCCUAAUACAGGACAUGUAAAACAAUCCCCUUCCAACAAGCACAGUCCCCUGGCCACGAGCACUCGGCUGGACUGUGGCCAAGCACACGUGCAGGACGGGAAGAAGCGCGGCCGGAGGAAGAGAUCGUCCACCGGGACCCUCGGCGGGACCUCCGGGGUCUCCCCCAAACGCAAAUCCUUGCCUGCUGUGUCUGGGCUCUUUACACAACCAUCAGGUUCACCACUCAACAUCAAUUCCAUGGUCAAUAACAUUAACCAGCCUUUAGAAAUAACAGCCAUUUCCUCUCCUGAAAACUCCCUGAAGAACUCUCCUGUUCCUUACCAGGACAAUGACCAGCCCCCAGUGCUGAAAAAGGAAAAGCCCCUCAUUCAGACCAACGGUGUCCAUUACUCUCCUCUGACAUCAGAUGAAGAGCAAGGAUCUGAAGAUGAGCACAAUAGCAGCAGAAUUGAGAGGAAAAUUGCAACAAUAUCAUUGGAAAGCAAAUCUCCACAGAAGGCUGUUGAAAAUGGUGGUGGUUUAGCUGGGAGGAAACAAGCACAAAGCAACGAGAACAUCAACAGCAGUAAAUGGAAAUCUACUUUUUCACCAAUAUCUGACAUCAACCUGACCAAAACUACAGACAGUCCUUUGCAGUCAGUUUCAUCUCUGAGCCAGAAUUCCCUGUUUGCCUUCAGGCCCUCCUCAGAGGACAGCCUUGCCAUGGAGGCCAAGCUCACAGCACACACGAGGAAGAGCAUUGCCCUGCCCUCCUCGGGGGCAGAGGGGCUGAGCCCCAGUACAAAUCCCACUAAUGGUUUCACCUACAACGGGGGACUCUCAACUGACCUGGGUUUACACAGCUUCAUGGAUGGUGCUUCUCUUCCCCAUAAGGCCUCGGACGUGACGACUUCCAACUGCUCCCUGGGUUUCCAGUCACAGCGAAGCAAAGAUGUGGGGAUGGUGGAAACCAACCCCUUCUUGAACAAGAGGCCACUGGAAGGUCUUGGCACGAAAGGAGAAGAUUUGAAUCGCUCGGGGGUCAAAGGCAAAGAGAUGAAUGAAAUGAGCAUCCGUGCUGGGGGAUCUUCAGAUAAAAACUCUUUGCAGCACAACGGAAAGGUUGGCAAAGGAAGGGACCGAGAUGUGGAGUUUAAAAAUGGCCACAACCUUUUCAUUUCUGCUGCUGUUUCGUCUGGUGGCCUUCUGAAUGGUAAAAGCCUUUCUGCUGCUGAUUCUUCAGCAGGCAACCCAGCAUCUUCUGUUCAGACACGCCAUCCUUUCCUAAACACUUUGACCACUGGAUCGCAGUUCCCGCUCGGCCCCAUGGCCUUGCAAGCAAACCUCAACUCGGUGACAAAUUCCUCAGUAUUGCAGUCCUUAUUUAAUUCAAUGCCAGCUGCUGCCAGUCUGGUCCACGUGUCAUCAGCUGCAACCAGACUGACUAAUUCUCACACUAUGGGGAACUUCUCUCCUGGGGUUACAGGUGGAACAGUUGGAGGUAACUAGGAUUUCUACCUCAACCCAAUGUGACCUAUGCAAGGACAACGUGGACCAACUUCACUCGGCUUCCACUGAAAGGUGCUCACCUGGCCUGUGCAGGGGUUUCUACUCUCUUACUACUGGACAAAAUAAAAACAUAAAAAAAGACCUAAACAACAGAGAAAAAUAUUUACUGUGAAUCUGAGUUUAAAAGAAAAAAAAAAAAAAAAAGGC
Chaetura pelagica (chimney swift) is the source of this 4797-nucleotide messenger RNA. It is a transcript of the gene DOT1L, whose product is annotated as DOT1-like histone H3K79 methyltransferase. The record is from RefSeq and is a predicted model, not a curated record. Gene Ontology annotation, molecular function: histone H3K79 methyltransferase activity. Gene Ontology annotation, biological process: DNA damage checkpoint signaling; regulation of transcription regulatory region DNA binding; DNA repair. Lineage: Eukaryota; Metazoa; Chordata; Aves; Apodiformes; Apodidae. Gene Ontology annotation, cellular component: nucleus. The transcript has 28 exons. Bases 1 to 4590 code for a protein of 1529 amino acids.